Hydatigera taeniaeformis is the source of this 450-nucleotide messenger RNA. Lineage: Eukaryota; Metazoa; Platyhelminthes; Cestoda; Cyclophyllidea; Taeniidae. The record is from the annotation of a GenBank genome assembly.
AUGGGGCUCUGUAAGUGGCUAGCCAAGUUCCCUAUCGUUCCUCAAUCCAAGUCACUGAUGGAACCGCUAUUGAAAGGACAAGCGGAGGACAUCCACAAGAAGAAGGAGGAGGAGGAAGAGGAGGAGGAAGAGGAAGAGGAGGAAGAGGAGGAGGAGGAGGAGGAUAACUGCAGUCCAGUUACAAAAUGUGAAUCGAAAAUCCUCUCGAGAACUUCAAAUUUUGUAGAUAAUGCCAUCAUUAGUCAAGAAAUGGCACUCUACUCCACGCCCUCGCAAUUGGUUGACAUCCGAACAACGGAUAUGGCACAAAUUGGACAAUCAAAUGAUCUACUCUUGGAACAUUUUGAACGUGUGUUGCAAGCCUCCUCCUCCUCCUCACCUAACAUCGUCAAACCUGGCCACCUAACACAUUCACCAAAGCAGGCCUACAUUAUUUCCACAUGCCAAUGA